Molecule: messenger RNA, 288 nt
Organism: Trichomonas vaginalis G3
Lineage: Eukaryota; Parabasalia; Trichomonadida; Trichomonadidae
Product: thioredoxin-like family
Exons: 1
Coding region: 1-288 (95 amino acids)
Source: RefSeq, a predicted model, not a curated record
AUGUCAACGAUCGAAGCACCUCCUUCCCUCUACGGAUACGUUCGAAAGAUCACAGAACCAGAGUUCGAACGACUUGAAGAGAGAGGAGAAAAGUUUGUUGUUAUGUUUGGUUCAGCGUUCUGUUCUAAGUGCAGAAACAUGAGAGAAUCAUACUUCGAUGCAGCGAUGGCAUUAGGAAGACAAGGUUCUAAAAUCAGUUUCUCAUAUUGGGACAUCACAGAAAUGACACCAUCUUUCAGUCGUGAUAAAGACAUCUAUAUCUUAAUAAAUGAGCAACAUCGAAUUUGA